UCUUCCAAGCGGAAGCAUCCCCAACGGGAGGUUUCUGAGGUGCCUGUGUUGUUGUUGUUGGCGCCAUGUUCCCCCGGCAGGGCUACUGGCCGCUCACGCCGCCUCCUUCGGCCUGCGGGGGGUUCCGGAGCCCUCCUCCUCCGCCGGGCGGGCCUUCCCCGCAAGGCCUCCGGAGCCCUCGCUACACCCCGCCGCCUUACGGGCCUUACGACUGCCGGACGGGCUCACCGCGUUUCCAGCCGGGCGGGGAGGGCGUUGGGCGGGUCGGAGUGGCGUCUCCACCAGGGCCUCACACGCCGCGAAGGUCCUACGACGGAGGACGGGGGCGCUCUCCUCAGCACCAGCAGCCGCCCUUUAAGCAACCGUUCUCAGGGGGCUACCAACGGAGAUACAGCCAGGGUUCACCCAGGACAUCUACUCCAUUUGGUAGACUGCAUGGCAGAGAGAAAAGAGUGUCUAAUGAUGAUGUGGAAAAUUAUUUCAAACCUUCAAUGCUCGAUGACCCAUGGGCAGGCCUAGAGCCUGUAUCUGUUACAGAUGUUGACCAGAAAUUCAGCCACGAGCAGACAACAUACACUGGUAAAAAGGGAAGAUACUUCAGUUGACAUUUCUAGCAGUGGAAUAACACAGCUUUGAAAAACCGGGACAUGUAUAAAAUAUUCAUAUUUAAGAUAACAUACAGUGAAGGACUUGGGUAUGCUUUUAUUUUGAUUACCCAUAUUUUUUAUCCACCCAUUUUACUACAACAUGUAAUUUUCUGCGGGAAGAAAGUUACAAUGAGACUCAAUUCUCCUAGUUAUAUGGAAGGGAGCUGCCAGCUAUGAAGAAUAAAGUACUCUUUGGUCACCAGCAAUUAAUUGUGACAGUUUCUGAUGUUUACUUCUUCCAUGCCACUUUCUAUGUUUAUAGUUGUAAACAGGAUCACAUGUUUGAAUUGUUUUAAAACAGACAGAUUUGCACUGAAGUAAAUGCUUUAUAGUGCCCAAAACUUAUUUUUCUACUUUUGUCAAGUCAUACUUCAUGGAAUACAAUUGAAAUUCCAUGUUACCUCUGGAGACAUGUAGGCUAUACAUGCUUUUGUAUACAGUCUUUCUUGUUGAAUUCUAGCAUUAAAUGACUUUAGCAGGUUUCAUGUCGGUAUUCUCUUCAGAAAGUGAUUUGUAACUGCCUAUUUUCAUGUUUAUCGGAUUCUUUAUAGAAGCAAAAGCUUGCUAGUUUUGCAGAAAAAGAUUUUAACUGUGAAGUUGAAUUUAUAUACAAAAAUAACUUGAUUAAAGGAAAACUAUUAAGAAUGAUGGGCAUCUGGUGACUAUAAUUUUAUGUCUGAUAAUUCACUGGUUUGGAUUUAUUAAAUGACACCUUUUGUCACAAUCAUUUAAGAAUAGGCAAUAGCAGAAGGAUUUCAAGCUUCCUCAAUCAGUUAAAAGUAUACAGUAAAAGUAUUAAAAUGAUUGCUCAGGUGAUUUAUAUUGAACUCUCAAAUUGGCUUUUAUCCUCUAUUUCAAAAAUGGAUGAAAAUUUUGCAAAAGGAUGGUAGUAAAUUAAAGUAAAAAUCAUUUGGAGUUUCAUUUUGUGGAAAAAAAACUGGAGAAUAAACUCAUCUUUAUACAUGA
This is a messenger RNA of Anolis sagrei ordinatus, 1613 nucleotides long. RefSeq names its product M-phase specific PLK1 interacting protein (gene MPLKIP). Gene Ontology annotation, cellular component: centrosome; midbody; nucleus. NCBI's taxonomy places the organism in Eukaryota, Metazoa, Chordata, Lepidosauria, Squamata, Anolidae. The record is from RefSeq and is a predicted model, not a curated record.